CUCUCUCUCUGGCAUCCUGAGCUUGUUUAUGUGCAGGCUGGCUUGACCGCGGCUUCGUAUCAUUUCUGCGGCUUGUUUUCCUGCUUAUUGCUACCUGUAGGUUCGAUAAAGAGCGAGGGACAUGGAUAUUGGGAACGGGUCCGCUCCCGGAGCUGAGGAAGACCCGGCCGCUGCAUUCCUGGUGCAGCAUCACAAUGAGAUCGAGGGCAUCGAGAAGGAGCAGGAGGUUGAUGGUAUCCUGGGCACUGAGGGGUUGCAGAGCCCAGAGUUCCAGGGAUCGAUGACAGGAGAGGUUACUGGUGAAGUGGAUGCUGUUAAUGGAGAUUCGUGUCAGGAGAAUGAUGCUGAUGCGUAUUCUACUAGUUCACAAGCCGAUCAGUUACACCAAGAGCCUGAUAGCAUACGCAAAUGGAGAGAAGAGCAAAUAAAGCAUUUAGCGGAGCUGGAUGCCAACUCUCGUGAAGCAGAACUAGAAUGGAAAGAGAAAGCUAAGAAAGAGCUGGAGGAUUGGUACAUACAACAAGCAGAGCACCUCGAAGAAAUGAAAACUAAUAACAGGAUUCUGGAUGAGGCUUUCUACAAACAACCCUUCGCUGAUGUGAUUGGCUAUGUUACAAACAUAAAGCAGCACUGCUACAACCUACAACAGGCAGCUGAAGUCUCAGAUGUGAACGAAGGUCAAGAAGUUGUUGCAGGCUCUGAGUGGGAACAUGUCUUACAUCUGUGUGAUUUGAACUCCAAGACCAGCAAGGUGUCUAAAGAUGUGUCACGGAUGCGAUCUGUUCUAGUCUCACUAAGCCAGGUGCCACUCGCCCUAAAAUGAAGUCAAAACUGUCAGGCUUGUGUUUUUAAUUCUAAUCAGUUUGAACCUCAGAGAAAUAUUCAGUUUAAAUUAUGAGCUGUGUGGGAUGUUCGCUAGUGUUGAAAUUUGCUGCUUGUGGUUCUUUACGCCUGCCAGAUUAAAACUUGGUGGAAGAGGAGCAAGUCUAGGAAAUGUGCUCCAACAGAACAGAUUAAAUAGAGCAUUUGCUGUUUGAUUUGUAUCCAUUAGUGUGUGUGUGUUUUUAUUGCUUUGUGGACUCUGGACUGCAGUACAAGAUGUACCAUGUGUUUCAAUACUGUAAAUAUAGUAAAACUAAAUUAUAAAUCUGCUGUUACUAUUCUGAUGAAAUAAAAUUUAUCAUCAAGUUCA
This is a messenger RNA of Carcharodon carcharias (great white shark), 1192 nucleotides long. Its product is annotated as clathrin light chain A-like. Bases 122 to 823 code for a protein of 233 amino acids. Lineage: Eukaryota; Metazoa; Chordata; Chondrichthyes; Lamniformes; Lamnidae. The transcript is spliced from 7 exons. The record is from RefSeq and is a predicted model, not a curated record. Gene Ontology annotation, cellular component: synaptic vesicle membrane; clathrin coat of coated pit; clathrin coat of trans-Golgi network vesicle. Gene Ontology annotation, biological process: clathrin coat assembly; intracellular protein transport; clathrin-dependent endocytosis. Gene Ontology annotation, molecular function: structural molecule activity; clathrin heavy chain binding.